UCAUGUUGCACCAUUCUACUAUACACUUGUAACAGAUUUGGCACUGGGAGUUUUUUGUGACCAAUUCUUUGCUCAACUCAGCAUCUUGUUGAGUCGGCUGUUCAUAGGAUCAGCACUCCUGCCAAGACCAGAAAAUUUUGAGUCAACUAUCCCUGUUUCAUCUUCAUUACCUUCACUGGUUCAGCUCAUGCUCCCUCCAGGCUGCUGUUUUAUUAUUUUGAUAUUUUAUUUUAUUUUAAAACCUCAAAGUGGUUUACAAAAAUAUAAGAAAAUCAGGGAAAAUGUACAGCCCUAUUUUAAAGCAGACAAAAGUUAAAAUACUAAAACUGAUUAUAAUUACCUCCAUUCUCUAAGCAUCUAGGUAAAGGUAAAGGGACCCCUGACCAUUAGGUCCAGUCGUGACCGACUCUGGGGUUGCGGUGCUCAUCUCGCGUUAUUGGCCGAGGGAGCCAGCAUACAGCUUCCAGGUCAUGUGGCCAGCAUGACAAAGCCGCUUCUGGCGAACCAGAGCAGCACACAGAAAUGCCGUUUACUUUCCCGCUGUAGCGCUACCUAUUUAUCUACUUGCACUUUGAUGUGCUUUCGAACUGCUAGGUUGGCAGGAUCUGGGACCGAGCAACGGAAGCAAGCAUCUAGGUAGGCUUGUCUAAAUAGGAAUGUUUUUAGCAGGCACUAAAAUUACUACAGCCAUACCUUGGUUGACGAACGCCUUGCGACUCAAACGUUUUUGCUCCCGAACGCCACAAACCUGGAAGUCGGUGUUCCAGUUUGCGAACAUUCUUUGGAACCCUGAAUGUCCGAUGCGGCUUCUGAUUGGCUGCAGGAGCUUCUUGCAGCCAAUUGGAAGCCACACCUUGGUUUCUAAACAUUUUGGAAGUCGAACAGACUUCCGGAAAGGAUUCCAUUUGACUUCCGAGGUACGACUGUAUUUCUCCAGUUCCAGUCCUUUGGCGAGUGCCAUAGCCCGUAUUCCCUCUUUCCUUGCAAUCCUGUUGUUGGCAGUGGGAGCUUUCCUCUGAAUGCCUAUAUAAUAUGUUAUGUAUUGAAGGAGCAACUGAUCUGGCUCAGGACUACGGUGUUGGCAAAGGGUUCAAUCCCACUCUCCCACCCACAUUGUCCUGUUCAAGCCCCUCCCCCCCCGCUGUUUACCUUAAAAACAAACAAACAAUGCUAUUGCUAGCUGCGUGCAUAAAAUCAUUUAUAGUUUGGCCCCCACUCCUUCUUUGGGGGGAGCUCCUUUCCCCUCUUCUCUUACUGUCCCCUCUUUUCUAUAAAAAAAAAACCCCACCCCAGAUCAAAACAAACUCUCUAGAAAAUAAAUGUUGGUUGUGGACGCUGCAUUUUGAAUUUAUUAUGCAUUGUAAAUCCAGCUUGGGUUUGGCAGAGUAUUUGUAUUUGGCAAAAUGCAGAGAUCCUAGUUAGCAAAGGCAGUGUGUGUUUUGGUUCAAUGAAUAAGCAUCUCUCCUCUCGAAGAGGACACAGGCCAACUACUAAAGAGUUUUAUCUACAAGACUGAGGGGCACCGAACAUUGUACAGGGUUAGUGAAUUCAGAAUUGUUGUCAUAUAUCAACAGUUUUUCCUUGGGUUUGUUUCCAAAUGCAUAGAGUACAGUUUAUUGUAACCUUGCCACACUGUUCACUAUCUGGAAUCUGCCCCAACCAUUGCUUUCAGGAGGUGCGAAGGACGAGGUGCGCAGCCUGGGAGCCAUUUUGGACUCACAGCUGUCUAUGGAGGCACAGUUUAAUUCUGUAUCCAGGGCAGCUGUUUAUCAGCUCCAUCUGGUAUGCAGGCUGAGACCCUACCUGCCCGCAGACUGUCUCGCCAGAGUGCCGCACGCUCUAGUUAGCUCUCACUUGGACUACUGCAAUGUGCUCUGUGUGGGGCUACCUUUGAAGGUGACCCGGAAACUACAAUUAAUCCAGAAUGUGGCAGCCAGACUGGUGACUGGGAGCAGCCGCCGAGACCACAUAACACCGGUCUUGAAAGACCUACAUUGGCUCCCAGUACGUUUCCGAGAGCAAUUCAAAGUGUUGGUGCUGAUCUUUAAAGCCCUAAACGGCCUCGGUCCAGUAUACCUGAAGGAGCGUCUCCAUCUCCAUCAUUCUGCCCGGACACUGAGGUCCAGCGCCGAGGGCCUUCUGGCGGUUCCCUAGCUGCGAGAAGCCAAGUUACAGGGAACCAGGCAGAGGGCCUUCUCGGGAGUGGCACACGCCUUGUGAAACUCCCUCCCAACAGAUGUCAAAGAGAAAAACAACUACCAGAAUUUUAGAGGACAACUGAAGGCAGCCCUGUUUAGGGAAGCUUUUAAUGUUUAAUAAAUUAUUGUAUUUUAAUGUUUCUGUUGGAAGCUGCCCAGAGUGGCUGGGGAAACCAAUCUGCUGCUCCCACCAAUAGGCCCAUGCUGGCUUGAUGCUACCUUGCUCUUUCCUUCUGCAUCCUCAUCCAGGUAAGCUGCAGCACACAGGUCAUGCACAGUAAAGGUAAAGGGACCCCUGACCAUUAGGUCCAGUCGUGACCGACUCUGGGGUUGCGGUGCUCAUCUCGCGUUAUUGGCCGAGGGAGCCGGCGUACAGCUUCCAGGUCAUGUGGCCAGCAUGACAAAGCCGCUUCUGGCGAACCAGAGCAGCACAUGGAAACGCUGUUGACCUUCCCACUGGAGUGGUACCUAUUUAUCUACUUGCACUUUGACGUGCUUUUGAACUGCUAGCUUGGCAGGAGCUGGAACCGAGCAAUGGGAGCUCACCCCAUCGUGGGGAUUCAAACCGCCAACCUUCUGAUCGGCAAGCCCUAGGCUCUGUGGUUUAACCCACAGCACCACAGCUAUACACAGUAUAGCUGACUAAAGCAAACCUUAUGCUUUAGCAUUAUUGCAAACACAAAUAGCGCCAUUUCCUAAUCCUUCUCUCUUAUGCCAGCACCUUUGUGGUUUCCUUUUUCUUUGUCAUCCUCCCUUGUUUGACUCUUACUUAGGUUAAUGGUGCUGAACCUCCAGCACAGGAACAAAUCCAGAAUUCUUUCUUUUACCUGAAAUUUCAUGACAUCUCCUAUGCCGCUAGAAGGUUAAUGCCACAUCACCACACUGAUGUUCCUGGCCACCAGAAAAAAACGGGGAGUGUUCCAACACUCACAGUAAAACCCUCUUGGCCAAGUUGUCCUUGACUCUGCUGCUUCAAAGAUAAAUUAUUCCCGAUCUUCAUAAUUAUCUUGCUUGUAAAUGCCGGCUGUAAACAAGCUGUGUACCAAAAUAUGUAAUACUUGGCCUUCGCCCAUCACUUUUCUUGUUGGGUCAACAUGGACUAUUAGUGUUGAAGUGAGAAUUGUUACAGUGGAGUCAGUUGUACUUCUUGGCUCUCUGCUCUGUUGGCAUUGCUUCAUUCAUCUCAGCAGCUUCAACCCGCUAACCUUGAAUAUUUUGCUACAAUUCUCUGAUUCUCUGCCUACAUAUCUUUGGAGAGUAUCUCCCUCUAUUGGCCUGAUGCAGCUUUUUGUUCUUCUAGGUUCUCCCUGAAUAUGAUCUGUCCUGAUUGAGAAGCCAUUUGUCUCUCUCUCUGACUCUCUUUCUUUUACUGCCCCUCUCUCAGAACAAACAGAGUGACCUUGGCCAUUCUGAUUCCAUAACGGGCUGUUGGCAUUUUUAACCCAGUGACACUUCUAUCAUGUCAUAUUUGCCGCUGCUUUAGUAUUUCCAUGCCCUAUUAACCAGAUGUAGUAGUGCUCUAGUUAAAAUUGCUGUUGGAUUACCCUUCUAUGGAGCUGAGACCACCAAGGCAUUGCUGGAGCUCUCCCAGUAUUAUGAAAGAGCUCCUUUGUGAGAAAGAGUCUGGGUCCAAUAGGAAACCUUGAAAACUCCAGUUCUAAACAGAAAAGCCUUUGGUGACAUUAUUUAUUUAUUUAUUUAUUUGGACUGCAGAACAAUAAUCUGUAUGUAUAGAUAUAUAUUUUUUUACAAGCACUGAGACAUACACAUGUGUACAGCAAAAUAUUAGCUCAUAUAUAUGUUGGCCAAGUUCUGAGCUCAGAGCUCUUAUUUGCUCAGCCAGAGCUGAUGCCAGCCUUGCUGCAACCUUGGAGAGGAAGCAUUCCGUUGAGUUCCUGGUUUGCAUUUUAACUUUUAACAGUUUUGUUGUGCGUUUUGGGGAUGACGCAGCAGUAUCCCUGCCUGGCUUCAAAGUACUAUUUAUUGGAAACUGAAGAGUUACAGUUCCUAUUUAAGCAGCGAGCACAGUGGGAUCCUGCUGCUGUGGCGUCAAGCCGCCACACUCCGUGGCAACUUUGCAGAGCUCCGCACAACCAUGGAGAGAGGUCUCGCUGAGGCAGGGACCGACAUGGCAAGAGCUGCCCGCCGCCUCCAGACCGCCUGCCUCAACUUGGAUUCCAACCUGCGCCUCUCUGAAAGCAGCUCCACCUGUUUGCUGGAGAAGCAGCUUCGGGAGAAAGUCCGGGAGAUGAUCCAGCUGCAGAGCCAGUGGGAUGGAGAGAAAGCUGAACUGAACUCCAGGAUUGCAGAGUUGACCACGUUAGGAGAUAAACUUAAAGAACAGAACGCAAAGAAAGAGAAGACCAUCUCUGGCCUAAAAAUGGACAUUCAGAAAUUGGAGGCCAGUAAGAUUGGAGAUCUAGAAGAGGUGAAGGACCUGAAAGAAGAAAUCGAAUAUUUGCAACAUAGCUUGAACAGCAUCACAAAGCUGGCUUUGUCUGAAUCCAAGAGCACAGGACUCGGUUCCUUGGAAAGUACAAGAACCUCGUCAGAGGAAGACGCCCUGUGGCAGACGUCCCCUCGGCGCUCCACCUCUCCCCACCGCCGGCGGGUAUCACCCUCCCGGGCACACCCUUCAUCGCUUCAGAAUGCAGCACUGCAAGCAGUUCGUGCUGCUAUCCAGAAAUCACAGCAGCAUGAGCAGGAGUUGCAUGUGCAGCUGGAGUCUUGCCAGGAUGUCCUGGGAACUGUCAAGAAGCAGCUCGCUGACUGCCAGCAGGAAGCGCAGGCAGCAAAACAGCGGCUGCAGGAAGAGAGGCAGGAAUGUGAAGAGCUGAGCCGGUCACUGGAGGAUUGCAGGAGGGAACUGCAACGCUGGAAAGCCUCAGUGGAGGUGCUAGGAAGAGAGAAGGAGGCAGCAGAAAUGGCAGUGGAAAGCCUGAAUCAGCAGCUCGAUUCCUCCCAUCUGGAGGUGGAGCGGCUGAAGACUAUGAAUGGAGAGCUGCAGAGACAGCGAAAGCUCCUGGAAGAACAGAAGGAGGAUGUCAUUAAGGAAAGGGAGAGAACGAAGAAGGAGCUGGAGCGGGGGCAAAGAUCCCUGGAGCAGCUUGAGGAAAGGAUGUCUGCCCUGAAGAAAGAGCUGGUGACAGUCAAGGAGUCUUUGAACCAAGCCAUGCUGGAGAAGGAUAUGCUAGAGAGUGCGAAGGAAGGCUUGAGCGGAGCACUUUCCAAAGUUAAAGCCACCAGUGCUAACCUUGAGCUCUCCAUACACAAGAUGAAAUCGGAAGACGCUGUGCUGAGAGACUCGUUAGCCAAGAUGGGUGCUCUGAACGAAGGGCUGGCUCAUGACAAAGUCAGCCUCAACCGCAUAAUUCUACAGCUUGAAGAGGAGAAGAGCAGGCUUUCAAGUAGGAAGCGGGAGCUGGAACAAGAGCAAGCCGGUUGGCGUGAGCAGCUGGCGCACUUGGAGCAAGAACUGAUGUGCAUGAGGGCAGAGAAGAAGGGGCUGCAGCAGAACUGCAAGGCCUCAGAAGAGAAGCAGGAGAGACUGGAAGGGGAAGUGGCCUUGCUCCACAAGGAGAGAAUCCAGUUUCAGGACCAAAUAAUGCAGCUGAACAGCCAGAAGCAAACUCUAGGUGAGCAGCUGGCCCAGAGCCACCGAGAGAUGGAGAUGCAAGCAGACUCCUUGCUCCGUACGCUACAGGAGAAGGAAGACAUGGCUAAGGAAAAGGCACAGGUGGUUGUGGAGCUCACUGCGCUGGAGAGGCACAGGAAGUUGUUAACAGAGGAGGCAGAUGCUCUCAGGGUGGAGAAGGAGUCCCUGGAAACCAGCCUUUUUGAGGCACAAGAACUGGCAGCACAGCUGGAAGCUCGCAAGGAACAACUGGAAGGAGAGAACCAAGGCAUCAAGAUUGCCAGAAAGGCACUUCAAGUGGAAUUGGGGAAAGCCCAGCAUGAGCUUGAGCUUCGGGAAACCACACUGAGGCGAGAAAUAGAGAUGUUGAAGCUCCAGAUAACUGAGGAACAACAAGGGUUACAACAGGUCAUAAAGAACCAGAAGCUGGGUUUUGAGGAGGACCUCGAGCGCCUCAGAAAAGAGAAGGAGGCCCUGCAUCUGGCAUUGAUUGAGCAGAAGGACGAGGCUAUGCAUCAUCUUCAGCAAGAGAGGGAAGAAAUGGCAUCCAAGCAUGAAGCUGAAAAAAGGGAGUUCAUGGAGGAGAUCCUCUCUUUGCAGCAGAACCGGGAUGAAAGCCUCCUCCUGCUAGAGAAUGAAAAACAGAAGGCUUUGUCCAAGAAGGAAGCAGAGAAGAAUAUCCUUUUAGAAAAGCUCAGUGAGUCACAACGCGAACUCACAGUUGCCAGGUCAGAGUUUGACCGGGUGAAGCUGGAAGCUCUGAACCGCCAGGAGCAAGACAAGAACACAGUUGCCAGCAUCACCAGUGAGCUACGGACCUUCCAGGCACAGUUUGAGGACGCAAUGGCUGCCCACCAGAAGGAGGCAAAGCGCUUAAAUGAACACAUAAAGGAACUGGCAAGAGAGAAGGAGCUUGUUGGGAGGGAGGCAGAACAGCUAAAAGCACAGCUGCGGCUGGCAGAGGAUACCCACGCAGAAAUUCGCAAGGAGCUGGUUGAGCUUCACCACAGGCUGCAGGAGACUGAAGAGGCUCGUGACCACCAACAAAAGGAGCUGCUAGAAAUUCGGAGGGCUGUGGCAGACGAGAGCAGAGAAAAAGAAGCACUGCAGAAAUCCAACAGUGAGCUCAGAACAGCUGUCAAGAGAGCAGAGAACGAGAGGCUCAGCUUGCAGAGAUCCGAAGAGGAGAAGGAGCAGAAGAUUGCUGUGCUGGAGGAAGCAAAAGCAGCUGUUGAUGGAGAGGUGGGGGAGGUCCGAGCAAAUCUACGGGAAGUGGAGAAGUCUCGCAUGGAAGCGCGAAGGGAGCUGCAGGAGCUGCGCAGGCAGGUGAAGGCCUUGGAGAGUGAGAACAGCAAAAAAGCCCAAGAAAUCAGUGAACGGCAGCAUCGGUUGCUCGAGGCAGAACAGCAGGAGCAGCAGAACAGCAAAGAGGCCCUGGAACUGAAGCAGAAGAUAGCCGGGUUGGAGAUCAGCCGUGAAUCUGCUCACAAGGAGGUGCUGAGCUUGCGGAAGAAGCUGUCUGCCAUGGAGGCAGAAAGCCGGCUUCAGGAGCAAGACCUUGCGCAGAGCCUUGCCGAGAGCCGUGCCAAGGAGAAGAAGCUGAAGGACGAUCUUCAUCACCUGGAGAUGAAGCUGCAGGAAGCCAGCAUGGCAGGCGAGAGCCUCCAGAUGCGCCUCAGCACCUGUGAGGGGCGUUCGCAAGGCUUGGGAAUAGAACUAGCCAAAGCGGAGGCAGCCAAGAGGGAGGUUGAGCUGAAGCUCGUGGCACUGCAUUCGGCUCUGCGCCGCACGCUGGGGCUUGGCAGCCGGAGUCCAUCGCCACAAAGAUCCUGCUCUCCAGUCAAAGGAACCAGUGGCCGGCAGACACCUGCCUCCCGCACUGGGUCUCCUGAGAGGAGCCGCUCACGUUCCCCAUUUCACCAACCUUCUCCUCUCAGAGGUGACCAAGUCACAAGUGAAAUUGACCCGGAUGUAGUUCGAGAUGCUUUGAGGGACUUCCUUCAGGAGCUGCGGGACACUCAGAGAGAGAGGGAUGACCUGAGGAUUCAGAUUAUGAAUAUGAGCCGUCAGCUGAAUGAAAUGGAAUCUGAUCGUGACCGGACAAAAAGUCGCAUCCUGCAACUCCAGAAGCUCCUAGCAGACUGUGAGGAAGGCAAACGGGGAGCAGACGGGCGCCUAAGCAGCACACAGGCAGCGCUGAUGCUGCAAGAGGAGACGGCUCGGAAAGCGGAGAGGGCGCAGCAGGCCCUUGCAGAUCAGGUGGCAGCCCUGGAGCGCAACUUGCACAUUUGUCAGGAAAAGAACAGGGAACUGCAGGAGAAAGUCAACAAGUUGAAAACCAAGGAAGCCAAGCUAGAGACAGAGAAGUGGAAGCUGAAGGAAGUCCUGGAGGCGGCAGAGAGUAGGGCCACCAAGUUGGAUCUGAGCCGCAGGGCUGCUGAAGGAGAACUGCAGCGGGCCGAGCUCAGCUUGACUGAGCGGGAUGCAGAGAUCCAGUCCCUGCAGGAGCAGACCCAGGUGCUCUGCUGCCAGUUGGGAGACAAAGAGAGCAAAACCACCCAACUGCAGCAGGAGCUAGACCACCUGACCCAUUCUCUGGCCAGGACUGAAGGCACAGAAAGCCACCUAAAGGACCGGGUGCAAAGCCUGUCUCAAGCUCUGUCUGAUGCUACCGCUGGCUCCUCCUCCCUCCAGGAGAACGUCUCCCAACUCCAAAGGGCCCUGACUGCUGCAGAGCAAGACCGUCGGCUACUCCAGGAUCGCUUGGACUCGAUGCGGCAUGCAUUGUCAGAAAGCAAGAGGCAGAACCAUAGUUUGACGGAUAAAGUACAUUUGCUGCAAGAUCAGCUGGGUGAGAUGGAGCUGCGAUGCAGAAACCUGGAAGGGCAGUUGGAACAUUUCCAGGAAGCAGAGCAUGAGAAAUUCAGGAAGGAAGAUGACACAUUUCGGUUGAGUCACAUGAGGGAACAACUGGACCGGUCCCUGAACAGCCUGCAAGAGGAAUUGGAGGAUACCCUGAGGCAAAAUGAACACCUGCAGGCCAAGAUUGCAGAGCUGGAACGAACACAUGCUCAACAACUGAUGGCUCUAACAUCCCGGCAUCAGCUAGACAUGGAGUUGGAAACAGAGAGGCUUCACAGUGCACAGCUCCAGUCCGAACGUAAGCUGGAGUCACGAGAGAGAACUCACCGGCAGAGAGUGAAGAGCUUGGAGGAGCAGGUGAAUGCUCUGAAAGAGCAGCUGGAUCAAGAAGUGAGAAGACGACAAGCCUACAUGAGCCAGAAACUUCACACUGGGAAAUGAUUCAGAAAGGAACAUUGUGCCCUGAUCCCAGACAACCAAACACAGAACCAGCCUUCAGGAGACUCCUUGCAGCUCAAGCAUUGGAUUUAUCAAUCUCCUGCAUAAGAGUGCUCAACUGAUUCAUGGUCUGAGAAACCAGAGCUCCCGGACCCACAGUGCUAGGGAGUAAUAUCUCCCCCACCCGAGGAGUACAUACCCUGAAGACUUGGAAGGCACAGUCAAGACAGCAAAUGACUAGGCAGCCUGCAGCCAAGAGGAAACCCUGCUGUGGGGGCAGCUGUUCUCUCUAAGAUGCUUGGAACCCAGGGCACUGAUGCUUAACUAAUUAAUUUAGGACAUUUGACGAGGGCAUUCUCUGUUGUUUGGUUUUCUGGGUAGAGUAUCCCUGCAUGAUCCCCGUAAGGUUUUGUAUUCAGGCUGUACAAAUUGGAAAAUUCCACAGCCCAGAUAGGAGCAUUUAUUAUUGAAAUACCUCUGCAUUUCCAUCACUGACCGGGUUAUUUUAUUAUCCCUCAGGGUUUGGAAGUUGCUGUCAAGUACUUCCUGGUGCCUCGUGCUGUAGCCAUACCUGUUUAGUCAGUGGCAUCCAUGGUGAUGGCGGCUGUCUGCCAAUGAUGUCACAGAUCCAUAUAUCACAUGCCCUUCUGCAAAUGAAGGAGGCAGGUAUUUCUGCUGCCAUCCAGAUCAUACUGUGCUAUAAAGAGUAGUUUUGAAGCAGAGUGUGAACCACACCCAGGGAUUGAUCAAAUCCUUUGCUGUGUCUAUGAACAUCAAGCCAUUUUCAUGGUGGCAGGUGGCUGAGAUUAGCUCAAAGCCAAGCCAUCUUAUGACUUGCUGGCCCCAAGACAUGUCAGGGUGUUAACAUUCAACAUUCCACCCACUCUGCCGGCUGACAGGCUCCAAGGAAAUCCCUUUAGGAAUCAAACUUUGGUUUCCUUGGUGAUGACAGGGAAACCAUCUUGGAGCUGCUGCGAGUGUCACCUGUUAGCAUUGUUCCACAUUUUUUCCUCGUGAAUGUUUGUUUUUCCAAAUGUGGUACUGCGAAUUAUUAAAAAUAAAGAACCACUUCCUAAAGAAACCGAGGAGAGCAAUUUCCACUGUGCUAAUAUAUAAAUACUGUACAUUCUGUACUGGCUUAUUUAAUAUUUGUCAUGUAGCCCUGAAACUUACCAUUUUAAACAAAACAAAAAAAAGAGUUUUGUGGCACCUUUUAAGAGUAACAGAUUUACUGCAGCAUAAGCUUUCAUGCCAAUUCCAGUGGACUGUAAUUCACAAAAACAUGGGCUACAAUUAAUCUGUUAGUCUUUCAGGGGCCAUAAGAUUCACCCCAUCCGCUACAGCUCCCCACAUACCAUCUCUCACACACUUUUCAAGGGUCCCCCAACUCUGGAGAGGAUUGGGGAGUCACAGCAGAGCAGAAGGUGUAUAUGUGAAAAUUGCCUUCUUGCCGUGCCCCACCCCUCCUGACAGAAGCCUCCUCUGCAUUAAAGAGCUUUCCGUCAUCAGAGAGAUACCACUGGAUAAAAUACUUGCUGUUUUCUGUUGCAACAGACUAACAUGGCUGCUCUUCUGAAAGUUGUAUAAAAUAAUUGUCCUCCUUCUUAUCGUAGAGUUGGAAAGGGGCCCAAGUCAUCGUCCAACCCCCCCCCCCCUAAAUGCAGGAAUCUCAACUGAAGCAUCUAAGCCAUCCAACCUCUGCUUUAAAAACUCCAGUGAAGGAGAUUCCACAUCCUCCCAAGGGAGUCCAUUCCACUGUCAAACACCUCUUACUCCCAGAAAGUUUUUUUCUAAUGUUUAGUCAGAAUCUUCUUUCUCCAACCUAUCAUUGUUUACAAAAAUGCAUAUAUUUGGGGGGAAAUGCACAAAAAAUGAAUAGCUUCAUAAAAAUGCAUAUAUUUGGGGGGAAAUGCACAAAAAUGAAUAGCUUCAUAAAGAAUGGCGUACAAAAAUCCGUAACAUUGUUUUCAAAAAUGUGCAUAUUAAUCAUUUCUUGGGAGAAAUUCUACUAAAAAGCUGGUGAAUUUUUAUGAGUUUUCUUUAAACAACCAAAAUCACAAAUUACUGCAGAAAUGUGGGAAACUGAAUUUAGGAUUGGGAAAAAUUAGUAACUGAAAGAUUGACAGAUCUUUCCAUCCCUAGUUGCAGUAAAUUAUUUGGGCUAAACGUCUGAAGUAAGGUGCUAGUUCCUUAGGACUAGUUCUGAUCCUGCGCUGGUGUCAAACCACGAUUCUAUUCACUUCUGCUGGGAAACACGCAUGCACCCAAACAGUGCUGUUUAAAUGCAUGUAAAUUAGGAUUAAUUUAGUUGAACUGCCACAAACCUUAUAUUGAGUGACUAACAAUGGCAGAUGACUUUCCAACCUUUCAACCUUGAGCAAAUAAGUCAAACUGU
Messenger RNA from Zootoca vivipara (common lizard), 11527 nucleotides. NCBI's taxonomy places the organism in Eukaryota, Metazoa, Chordata, Lepidosauria, Squamata, Lacertidae. The record is from RefSeq and is a predicted model, not a curated record.